Syngnathus acus (greater pipefish) is the source of this 965-nucleotide messenger RNA. RefSeq names its product intraflagellar transport protein 43 homolog A (gene ift43). Gene Ontology annotation, biological process: intraciliary retrograde transport. The record is from RefSeq and is a predicted model, not a curated record. The transcript has 10 exons. NCBI's taxonomy places the organism in Eukaryota, Metazoa, Chordata, Actinopteri, Syngnathiformes, Syngnathidae. Gene Ontology annotation, cellular component: cilium; intraciliary transport particle A. The coding region runs from base 191 to 841 and encodes 216 amino acids.
AAUAACUAACAAGGCUAACAGUGGGUCAGAAACACUAAACAAUGUUUUCACUUUCUGUUUUCACUUUAUUUCAUUCAACAAAUAUCUAGCCCCUCCGUGCGUUACCAUGGCGACUGUUGCCCGGCUGUGACGCUUGUUGAUAUCCAAGCGCAGACGAUGGAAGCUUAAACUAAACCAAAACAAGAUCGAUAUGGACGAUGGCGUGCAACUGGGUGAAAGUGGGCCAGUUAAAAACACUGUAAAAUCUGGCCGAAGAGCUCGCCUCGCAGCGGACCAAUUACUUGGAGAUGCCCGCAACUCCAGGAAGUCUUCCUUGUCUGCUUCUGCCGGAGAAGAUGAUGAUGAGGGACCCCCUCCCAAACCACCCAGGAGGCAAGGCGGCUGGGCAGAAGAAGUCUCCGGAUCCGGUCUUGGCAAAUCUUCCAGAAGAGCCGCUGCAGACGACCUGGAAGACCGCCGGCUGAGACCACAAACUCCCCAAGGAUUAGAUGAUGAUGGAGAUAUUCCAGUCAUUCCAGACUUGGAUGAAGUGCAGGAAGAAGAUCUCAACAUGCAAGUUGCAGCUCCACCGAGCGUUCAAGUCAACCGAGUAAUGACCUACAGAGACCUGGACAAUGAUCUGAAAUAUUACUCUGCAUUCCAGACUCUCGAUGGAGAGAUCGACUUGAAGCUCCUCACAAAGAUUUUAUCACCGGAGCAGGAGGUGAAGGAGGAAGAUGUGCUCUGGGACUGGGAUCAUCUGUUUACAGAGGUGUCUUCAGAGCUGCUCAUGGAAUGGGAUCAAGGGGAGAGUGACGAGCAGGCUUCAAAACAUGCACAAAGUCCGGACGCCGGGAACUGACAAGUGAAUCAUGUUGAUUUCAUUAAUUCCAUUUUGAUACUAAAUCUAUGCUGUAUUUCCUAAAUUGUGCAUAUUGUACAGUUUAUCUAGCAUUUUCUACAUAAAUUCACAACAGAGUGACCAC